AUGAGAGCGAAAAUGCUGUCACAAACGUUCAUGCUUCGAUUCUUUAUUGCGGGUCUUUUCGUCAUCGCUUUAGUGAGCGCCGAGACGUCGACUUGUUUAGCCCGCCCAACGCCGGCAGAAGAGAGGACAAAUAUCACCGUAGGUGAUUUUUCUAUGCCGAUUGGUAUAGCGUCCGGAGAUUGGCAAUUCAAUCUGAUCCUCGCGGAUCUCGUUGCAAUUUUGCUUGAGGAAGUGCUGGGAUAUAACGUUGCGAAAGUCGUGACAGGGUCAGAGCUGCAAAAGCUGCUCAGUGUGGCUGGCUGCUCGAUGGCCCCUACUGGUAUCAAUUGUGCCUACCCAUCUUUCUAUCACAUUGCUCUGGAGGUCAUGGAAUUUCAUACCACCUUGUCGGAAUGGUCUACAGCUGUGGAGCAGCUCGGGGAUCUUGCCCCAAAAGACUUGGGAACCUUGGGCUAUGAGGGCUAUGAAGGGAUGUUCAUCUUCGAGCAGCCUCGCAAGAAGUGCGUGGAAGAAACCGGCCUAGACUUGUCCUACUUCUUUUCAUUCAAUGCUUCCUGGUUCUAUCCGGAGAACUACCUGGCUACCAUCGGUUCAGUUGACAUGGACCAGCUACUUCCUUGCUCUCAAAGCCUCUACGUGGAGUGGCCGGAUCUCGGAAACCAGUACCUCAGUGCAACUGGGGACUCAGAUGGCGUCGCGUUCCUGAAUGGCUUAGCUCGUCUGAAGUGCUGGGAAGAGAAGUGGUGGCUGGCACCUGCUUGCCGAUCCAACGCUUCCAGAUGCAUUGCGGUGGUGACUGGGCCAGAGGCGUGGGGGAUGCCUUAUAUGGUGCAACAAGCAGCCUUUCACAACAUGCCUCUUGCCAUCGCGUCAGCCUUGGAUACUCCUACCUACGAGGAGAUAAAUCGCCAGCUCCAGUCCGUGUUCUACUGGUGGAGUCCCGACCCCUCCUUCGCAGCCUUCGAAACCAGAGCUGUUGUUUUCCCGCCGCACAACGCUGCCGAACACAGGCAGGGAAUCUACAAGACCCAACCGAGCACGGAGCCAGUGCUGAAAUUGGUUUCCUCUGGCUUGGAAUCCUCUGCGCGCCGUGCUUACCGUCUCAUUGAAAACCUGCAGAUCAAGGACAGCGAUGUAUCAUAA
This is a messenger RNA of Symbiodinium sp. CCMP2456, 1143 nucleotides long. The record is from the annotation of a GenBank genome assembly. NCBI's taxonomy places the organism in Eukaryota, Dinophyceae, Suessiales, Symbiodiniaceae.